Molecule: messenger RNA, 2927 nt
Organism: Phlebotomus argentipes
Lineage: Eukaryota; Metazoa; Arthropoda; Insecta; Diptera; Psychodidae
Product: cytochrome P450 6A1-like
Exons: 4
Coding region: 17-2761 (914 amino acids)
Molecular function (GO): monooxygenase activity; iron ion binding; oxidoreductase activity, acting on paired donors, with incorporation or reduction of molecular oxygen
Source: RefSeq, a predicted model, not a curated record
GGACUUCAACGUCUUCAUGGACAGGGGCGUGUAUUACAAUGAGAAGCUGGAUCCCUUGUCGGCCAAUCUGUUCUUCAUGGAGGGCCAGAAGUGGAGGAAUUUGCGCGCCAAGAUCUCCCCAACAUUCACAAGUGGGAAGCUCAAAGUCAUGUUCCACACAGUGUCGGCGGUGACUGAGGAACUCCUGGGAUUCAUUGAGGAACGCCUGGAAGUGUCUGUUGGUGGGAAAUGCCUGGAGAUCAAGGAUCUCAUGUCCAGAUUCACCACAGACAUUAUCGGCACCAUUGCUUUCGGUAUUAGCUGUGAUAGUCUCCACAAUCCACAGUCUGAGUUCAGGAAGAUGGGCAACAGGAUCGUCAACACCACCAAGAGCCGAGCCAUUACCAUGUUCCUGGGCAUGGUCAAUCGAGGCCUCGCUCGGAAACUCAAUCUCAGAUUCAUAGACUCUUCAGACGCCUCAUUCUUCAUGGACGUCAUCCGGCAGACCAUCUCGCAGCGAGAACAGCAGGGCACGAAGAGGAACGACUUCAUGGACCUCAUGCUUCAGCUGAAGAACAAAGGCAAACUGGACGAUGACGGUGAGGAGACGGGAGGGCUGUCUUUUGAGGAAAUUGCCGCUCAGUGCUGGAUUUUCUACUUUGCCGGCUUCGAGACAUCCUCAACCACCAUAACAGUUGCCCUGCAUCAGCUCUCGCAGCAUCAGGACUUCCAGGAACGUGCCAGAGAGGAAGUGGAACGUGUUCUGGAAAAGUACGGCGGAAAAUUCACGUACGAAGCUGUGAUGGAAAUGGAGUUCCUCGGUCAGAUUGUAAAUGAGACGCUGCGGCUUUUCCCACCGGUCGGAACGAUUCACCGUAUCUCAAAUCAGGAGUAUCGCCUCCCCAGCGGCGCCGUCAUGCCCAGAGGCACAUUCGUCGUCAUCCCCAAUAUGGCCUAUCAGUACGACGAGGAAAUCUUCCCCGACGCCCAGCGCUUCGAUCCAGACAGAUUUCGGGACGAGGCCCGGGGCGAGCGCCACAAUUUCGCCUUCAUCCCCUUCGGCGAGGGUCCCAGAAUCUGCGUGGGGAUGCGAUUUGGGUUGCUCGUGGUGAGAAUCGCCCUGGCGCAAAUCCUCAGGCAAUACAGACUCACGCUCAAUGAGAAAACUAGUGCCGAAUUGGAAAUUAAUAGCACGGCUUUCGUGCACACGCCCAAGAACGACAUCUGGCUCAAUCUUGAGGCCAUUCAUUUAACGAUGAGUGGAUUUGAUAUUCUUCUACUUCUUGUGGCGGUGAUUUUCCUCGGCGUUUCAUAUUUUAAGCGAAAGUAUCGGUAUUGGGAAGAUCGCGGAGUGCCUUACAUAAAGCCCAUCUUCCCCAAAGGAAAUAUCGGAACAAUGGGAAAGACUGACCACUUCUUUGAACUCUCCAAAAAGUUCUACCUUGAACUCAAAGGAGAGGGCAGAUUAAUUGGUGGAAUAUACUUAGUUGUGCGACCUGCGGCUCUAACACUGGACUUGGACUUUGUGAAAACAGUGCUUGUGAAGGAUUUCCAAUACUUUCACGAUCGCGGCUUGUAUGUGAACGAACGAGAUGAUCCGCUUUCUGGUCAUUUACUCACAAUUGAAGGCGAAAGAUGGAAGAAUUUGCGAUCGAAAUUGUCACCGACCUUCACGAGUGGCAAAAUGAAGCUCAUGUUUCCUAUUAUGAUGGACAUCUCGGAGAAGUUUAUCACACGCUUGAAUGAGGAACUUGUGGAAAACAGUAAUUUAGAGCUCGGAGAUUACUUAUCUCGCUUCACAAUUGACAUAAUUGGUAGCUGUGCUUUCGGCCUGGAUUGCAACAGUCUCAAUGAUCCAGACGCAGAGUUUCUCGCGAUGGGAAAGAAAGCUUUGACUAAUUCGGGCGGUCGAGCAAGAGCUGCAAAGAGACUGUUUAUCACGAGUUUCAGAGGAUUGUCGAAGCUUUUGCGACUGCAAUUGACUAGGAAAGAUAUAACAGAUUUUUACACGAGAAUUGUGAAAGAAACCGUGGCUUAUCGUGAGAAUGAGAACGUCAAGAGGGAUGAUUUCUUGAAUCUCUUGAUACAGUUGAAGAACAAAGGAAAACUCGAUGACGACCCAGGAAAAGACAUCGGGAAAAUCACUCUUAAUGAAGUCAUUUCGAAUGCUUUUCUCUUCCUCUUGGCCGGUUUCGAAACCUCUUCGACCACCAUGAAGUUCUGCCUGCUGGAAUUGGCCAAUGCAAUUGAGAUACAAGAUCGUCUUCGCGAAGAGAUAAAGACAGUUCUCGAGCGAUACGACAACAAGAUUACUUACGAGGCCUUAUCAGAGAUGAAAUAUUUAGAUCAAGUAAUUAAUGAAACACUCAGAAAGCAUCCAGUUGGAGGACUUCUGGUUCGAUCCCUGAAGGAUGACUACAAAGUCCCAAAGAUGGAUGUUGUUUUGGAGAAGGGAACUCAGCUGUUUAUCCCCGUUUUGGCCAUCCAUCACGAUCCAGACAUUUAUCCUGAUCCUGAUAAGUUCGAUCCUGAGCGAUUCACACCCGAAGCUGUGAAAUCUCGCCAUCCUUACGCCUUCCUGGCAUUCGGCGAGGGUCCGAGGAAUUGCAUAGGCAUGAGAUUUGGGAUGAUGCAGACGAAGAUUGGGAUCAGUUGUCUCCUGAUGAACUACAAGUUCUCGCCCUGCGCCAAGACUAAAUAUCCCAUUGAGUAUAUGAAAUCCAGUGCCUUGUUGUCUCCCAUCGGCGAUUGUUGGUUCAAAGUGGAUAAAAUUGUAGAAUAAUUAAGAAGUAUGAAUGAAAAGGGUUUUUUUUAGUAUUCUCAACUGCGCAUAUAUCAAUUGCAUAUAAUCGCAGUAAUAAAUUAAGCGAAAAGCUGUGUGUGAUUAGAUAUAAUUUCACUGGAACACAUUGAUAAUUUUUUGUACAAAUAAAGUCUCAAAAUUACCA